Molecule: messenger RNA, 755 nt
Organism: Papaver somniferum (opium poppy)
Lineage: Eukaryota; Viridiplantae; Streptophyta; Magnoliopsida; Ranunculales; Papaveraceae
Product: photosystem II 10 kDa polypeptide, chloroplastic-like
Exons: 5
Coding region: 70-498 (142 amino acids)
Biological process (GO): photosynthesis
Cellular component (GO): photosystem II oxygen evolving complex; thylakoid membrane; photosystem II
Source: RefSeq, a predicted model, not a curated record
UCUAAAAUGAGUGUAACCCAAUAAAUCAAUACAACAAGCUGAGUUCAGAGAGACUGAGAAACAAGAAAAAUGGCAGGAUCAGUAGUGAUGUCUUCUUUGAGUUUGAAGCCAACAACUCCAUUCCAAGAGAAAGUUGCAAGCAGUAUUCAAGGCCUUCCAUCCCUAGCAAGGUCUUCCACUUCACUCAGAAUUUCUGCCAAUCAAGUGAAGAAGAUCAAGACUGACACACCAUAUGGAACUGGCGGUGGCAUGAACUUGAGGGGUGGUGUUGAUGCAUCUGGAAGAAAGCCCAAGGGAAAGGGUGUCUACCAAUACACCGACAAAUAUGGUGCUAACGUCGAUGGAUACAGUCCAAUCUACACCCCAGAGGAAUGGUCCGAAAGUGGUGAUAGGUACGCUGGAGGUGUAACUGGUCUAGCAAUCUGGGCAGUAACUCUAGGUGCUAUUCUACUUGGAGGAGCUCUCCUUGUUUACAACACCAGUGCUCUAUCUUCUUAGAUGUCAAUCAAAUUGUUGUAAUCCCAUGUGGUAGUUUCUGUGUAUGUUUUCAACAAGAUUUCCUAAGUAAAUGGUUGUCUAAUACUCUCUUGUACGCCCAAAAUUAUUUCGUAAUUGUUAUGAAUUUGGUUGAUGAUAUAGUACCACAAUUCUGUAAUAUGUUGAUUCUGCAAGUCAUGUAGCCAUUACUGUUUCCUGACAUGGUUGGGGAUUAAAUGGUUCCAAAUCCAAAGCUGAAUGAAAAAAAUUGAAAAACA